Knipowitschia caucasica is the source of this 519-nucleotide messenger RNA. The record is from the annotation of a GenBank genome assembly. NCBI's taxonomy places the organism in Eukaryota, Metazoa, Chordata, Actinopteri, Gobiiformes, Gobiidae.
AUGUCUGAGGCAAAGAAAAUGACCUCGAGCCGUCGGCAUCAUCUGAAGAGCCUGAUGCUGCAGAUCGCCGCUGGAUGGCUGGAGCAGGAGGUGAAGGACAUAGCACUGGCGAGAGAGGCCUACGUCAACGAGAACUGCCCCACCCCGGACCUGAGCCUCGACCAGGCUGGUUUAAUGGAACUUUGCAAAAGCAUUGCUUCACAAAUUGACAAAAUUGACGACUCAAGGUACGACGUCGAGGCCAAAGUCCAGAAGACGGACAAAGAGAUAGAGGACCUGAAACUGAAGGUGGUGGAGCUGGCUGGAGUGAAGAAGCCUGCGCUGAAGAAAGUGCGUAUGUCUGCUGACGCCAUGCUCCAGGCUCUGCUCGGAGGCAAACACAAGGUCACCAUGGAUCUGAGGUCCAACCUGAAGCAGGUCAAGAAGGAGGUCAAAGAGGAGCCCACUGAAGCGGUCGGCGACUGGCGUAAGAACAUUGAAGAUAAAGCCGACAGGAAGAAGAUGUUCGAGACCUCCUAA